CUGAGCGUGAGGGCUGAGGUCAUUGCACAGCUUAGCGGUAGGAAAAAAAAUCGACUACCGUAGCCUCCAUUUUGAGGAGUAUGAAAUAGGGGAAUCGCAUAGUUUGUAUCGACCGCUGCACAGUGACAACACAAGGCACAUCAUAAAAGCCGCCGACAUGGACGACCUGUUCAGUCCGCGAAGUCAUCCCUUCCAUGAUCAAACAUGGAGUUUUUAGCUUUACAAAUGAUACAUGAUCAUGAAUGUUGAUUGAAAGAAGGAGCCUGAACAGUACACAGGGGGAGAUCAGAGUGGGACCAAGUCACCAGGCUAAGCUCCCGGAGCUGCAACCACGUCCAGCCCCAGGUAUACAAGCACAGACAGAGAACGAAGAACUGGUGUGGAUGCCAGGAGUCAAUGACUGUGACCUGCUCAUGUAUCUGAGAGCUGCAAGGAGCAUGGCAGCAUUCGCAGGCAUGUGUGAUGGUGGAUCCACAGAAGAUGGAUGUCUAGCAGCUUCUCGUGAUGACACCACACUUAACGCGCUGAAUAUGUUACAUGCUAGCCAUUAUGAUGCAGCCAAGGCUCUGCAGCGCCUUGUGAAGAAACCUGUCCCCAAGCUCAUUGAGAAAUGCUGGUCAGAAGAUGACAUGAAACGCUUCAUCAAAGGCCUGAGACAGUAUGGCAAAAACUUCUUCCGGAUUCGGAAGGAACUGCUGCCGAGCAAGAAAACUGGUGAAUUGAUCACUUUCUACUACCACUGGAAGAAAACACCGGAGGCUGCAGGCACACGGCCAUACCGGCAGCACCGUCGACAGCCAUCCUCCCGCAAGGCCAAGACCCGCUCGUCUGCAGCCCCAGUGAAUGCCCCCUCUAGAUCCCAGUCAAUGGACCUCAGUUCAGCCAGUGAGGAUGACCUGGAUAGUGAGGACAGUGAACAGGAGAUGAAAGGCUAUGCCUGUGGUCACUGUGGAACCACAACCUCUAAGGACUGGCACCACGGGGGCAGAGAUAACAUCUUGCUCUGCACGACCUGUCGCAACUUCUACAACAAACAUGGCCGCCUGCCUCCAGCCCAAAAGCCUGUAGAUCCUCCGUUUAUGUUCAAACCUGUGAAGGAGGAGGAAGAGGGACACGGUGGGAAACAUGGCAUGAGGACACGACGCAGCAGAGCGCCACUAUCCUCUUUAAGGAGUGGUCAUAAGAGACUGACAAGCUCUCCUACCAGUGAGGACCAGCAGUCCAGUUUCCAACCAUCCCCCAACGGAGCAACUUCCACUGGCUCAAGAACCUCUGGCACUGAUAAUAAGACUGAUUCUCCUAAGAAGCCUGGAAAAUCACAGAAGGUGAAAGAGGAGGCAUCGUUACCAAAGACUGCCAAACGUGGGAGGGAGACAGCGGCCCAGGAAGCAGAGGAGCCGGAGAAAACGACACCUAAAAGGCCCAAGACACGGGAGCACCAAGAGUCACGGUCAGAGGGAGAGGCUGAGGGUGAGGUGGAAGAGGAGAGCUCUGACAGUCGCAGUGCCAACGAUGAUGGCAGCAGUGACACCAAAGACAUUGAUCAGGACAACCGCAGCUCCUCCCCCAGCAUCCCCAGCCCUCACCAGGGCAACGAGAGUGACUCUGACUCCUCUGCUCAACAGGCUGCGCAUCAAGCAGAGUCCCAGGCACCUACUGCCACCCCUCUUGACACACAGACCCCACAGACCACCCCCUCACAGGCCUCUAUCACAACCUGCCGGCCCCCCCAGAGCAUGUCCCCUCCACUGUCUGCUCAUGGCUCUCCCUCUCCAGGGCCUGCACAGCCAGUGUCUGUUCAGGCCACCGCUGGCUAUCCGACAGGGCAACACAGCCGACCUCAACCCACCCCUCACCCUCUCUCGGCCCCCUCACUGCUCCCUCCCCCUAUGGGACAAGCCUUCCCUCUGUCACCUGCAUUUCAGGGUCCACCUUGUGCUAGUUCUCACCCCAGCCUGCCUCUGCCCACCCAUGGCCCUCCAUCCCAGCGCCCUCCUCACUUCUCCCGGGAGCCCCAGUUCCCUCAGCCCCCUGCAUCUGGGCCUCAGAUCAAACCUCCUCCAACCACACCCAUCCCACCAUCACACAAGCAGCCCAUACACCUGUCUGCUACUCCUUUCCCUCAGAUGCCUUCCAACCUCCCUCCUCCACCAGCCCUGAAACCCCUCAACUCUUUGCCCAACCAGCACCCGCCAGGUGCCCCUCCACCCCCCCUCCAGCUUAUGGCCCAACCUCUGCCAAUGCAGGCUCUCCCACCCCAGCCUCCUGUGCUCACCCAGCUACAAAGCCUCCCAGGCAGAAGCAGCCACACCUCCCUGCCCUCUGCUGGUUCCUCUCACCCUGUUCCCUCCGCCUCGCCAUCUACUGUUGGCCCAGUCCCUGGCCUCCAGUCUUCCCUCUCAUCUCUUCCUCUACGCCCCUUGCCUAACACCCCCAUGGGAGGAGCGCAUGUCCAGAUUAAAGAGGAACCAUUGGAUGAAUGUGAAGAGCCAGAGAGCCCGCCCCCUCCACCCAGGAGCCCCUCUCCAGAACCUACCGUUGUGAACAUUGCCAGUCACGCCAGCCAAUCAGCACGGUUCAUCAAACACCUGGACCGUGGCUACAAUUCGUGCUCCAGGACAGACCUGUUCUUCACUCCCCUUGCGGCAUCCAAGUUGGCGAAGAAAAGAGAAGAAGCGAUGGAGAAGUGCAGGAGAGAAGCUGAGCACAACGCCCGACAAGACCGGGAGAGGGAGAAGGAGCGGGAAAGGGAGCGAGAAAGGGAGAGGGAGGCAGAUAAAAAUGCGAGAGCUUCCAGCUCCUCCCAUGACAGCCGUAUGAGUGAACCCCAGAUGUCUGGACAAGGCCACAUGCGCUCUUCCUUUGAGCAGCCCCCCACCACCGUGGCUGCAGUGCCCCCCUACAUAGGUCCUGACACACCUGCGCUGCGCACUCUCAGCGAGUAUGCCCGGCCUCAUGUCAUGUCCCCCACCAACCGCAACCACCCCUUCUUCUACUCCUUGAGCCCAGGGGAUCCCCUGCUGGCAUACCACAUGCCUGGCCUGUACAGCGCCGAGCCCAGCCUGCGAGAGCGUGAGCUCAGGAACCUGAGGGAGCGGGAGCUCCGGGAGAGGAUGAAACCAGGCUUUGAAGUCAAGCCCCCUGAGAUGGAAACCCUCCACCACUCAGCAAACCCCAUGGAGCACUUUGCCCGACAUGGAGCUUUGGCGCUCCCCCACAUAGCUGGGCCGCCACACCCUUUUGCUCACUUUCACCAUGGUCUGAACCAUCUAGAGAGAGAGAGACUGGCUCUCGCUGGGCCACAGCUGCGCCCUGAGCUGAGCUACGCAGAGCGACUGACAGCAGAGAGGCUUCAUGCAGAGAGGAUGGCCUCUGUGGCCAACGACCCUGCAGCAAGGCUGCAAAUGCUCAACGUAACGCCACACCAUCACCAGCACUCUCACAUCCACUCCCACCUCCACCUGCACCAACAAGACCCACUCAAUCAAGGUUCAGGCCCACACCCUCUGGUGGAUCCUCUGGCCUCGGGGCCUCGCCUGGCCAGGUUCCCCUUCCCCACGGGCCCCAUGCCCAACCCUCUGCUCAAUGAUCUGCCACACGAUCAUGACAUGCUACGUCACCCUCUGUUUGGAGCAUAUCCCAGAGAGCUGCAGGGCCCCAUCCCCCAGAUGUCGGCUGCUCACCAGCUGCAGGCCAUGCAUGCCCAGUCAGCAGAGCUGCAGAGGAUGGCCAUGGAGCAGCAGUGGCUUCAUGGGCACCACCACCUCCAUGGUGGACCAAUGCCUGGACAGGAGGAUUACUACAGCCGUUUGAAGAAAGAGGGUGACAAGCCAUCAUGAGAUUCCAGAUGGUGUACAUAAUAGCAGAACAGACAAAGGAACUGUGUACUUUUGACAUUAUAAGAGAAUUGAUCUUGGUGUAUCUUUUGAAUGGUUUUAAUAUAUUUCCUCAAAAAUAAUCUGUGGAUCUGUAUGCUUGUUUCUUGUUCAGCACUUAAAGGGAGGGAUGGUUAACUCACAGCCAUUGUUUGUUAGAUGGUUUGAUACUUUCUUUGAUACUUACAGUAGUGGCAUAGAAUUGUACUGUUUAUUCUAUGCAAUUUUUAUUUUCUAGAAAAGAUACAAGUCUUUUCUAUUAAUGUAGUAUUAGAAUCCUGCUUAUGUCUCUAAAUGCAUACAGUGGAAAGCACAACAGUUAUGACAUGGAAAAGCAACAUCUGUCAAACCGUGGAUUGUAAGAGAAUCAUCCCUUUCAUUUCUAAGCAAUCUAACUGAACUCCUUGUACAGAAUAACAUUUAACUUGCUGUUUGAAUGAUUAACUGUAAUAACCUUGCAUGACUGUUUCCAUUAAGUUCUUAUAAAACUAGAGUACCAAGUUCAACUGUUUGUGUUUAGACAAAAACAUUAGCAGUCUAAUUCAAAUAUUUGUCUAAAUUCUAAAGUUUUAUAUUUCAAGAUAUCUUUUCACAAUUUAACCUAAGCUCUUGCUCAUUAAUUUUUGAGAUUGUAAAUAAUAUAUGUUCAAUAUUCUAUAUUAUUAACUAUGAUUAAUAUUAGGUCUCUUGACUCUUGACUUUCAAGCUGGCACAGUAAAGUUAAAUUAUUUAGCUAUAUACGAAUAUAGCCUUAUAAGGUGAGACAUUGUAAAUUGAGUAUAACUUACGUCACCCCUGACAGAAAAAAGUGUCUAGAACAAUGGAUGCAGAUAGUACUACAGUAUAAUAGAUUUGGAUAGACAGAUAAUAAAGGUAUUUAAACCUUGGUGUCCCAAUGGAAAAAUCCUGUUUGAAUUUUGUGAAAUGACAUAUAAAAAAAUAUUGUAUGAAGUGUGUAUUUAUUUGAAUAAAUACAUCUGCAAUUA
Messenger RNA from Osmerus eperlanus (European smelt), 4861 nucleotides. RefSeq names its product arginine-glutamic acid dipeptide (RE) repeats b (gene rereb). Gene Ontology annotation, cellular component: nucleus. The transcript is spliced from 18 exons. NCBI's taxonomy places the organism in Eukaryota, Metazoa, Chordata, Actinopteri, Osmeriformes, Osmeridae. Gene Ontology annotation, molecular function: transcription corepressor activity; sequence-specific DNA binding; zinc ion binding. Bases 243 to 3839 code for a protein of 1198 amino acids. The record is from RefSeq and is a predicted model, not a curated record. Gene Ontology annotation, biological process: regulation of DNA-templated transcription.